Trichomycterus rosablanca is the source of this 4736-nucleotide messenger RNA. RefSeq names its product protein phosphatase, Mg2+/Mn2+ dependent, 1E (gene ppm1e). The transcript is spliced from 7 exons. The coding region runs from base 8 to 1774 and encodes 588 amino acids. Lineage: Eukaryota; Metazoa; Chordata; Actinopteri; Siluriformes; Trichomycteridae. Gene Ontology annotation, molecular function: cation binding; protein serine/threonine phosphatase activity. The record is from RefSeq and is a predicted model, not a curated record. Gene Ontology annotation, biological process: peptidyl-threonine dephosphorylation.
AGCAGUGAUGAUGGCGGCCUGUGUGAGUGAGGAGCGAGCGUACCGGCGCUUCCUCGAGCUCUACCUGCGCGAGAUGCGCCCGCCGCUGCCCGAGGACGCACCGGUGCCCGCGCGCCCCUUAUUCGAGCGCGUGUCCGAGGACGAGGUGGAGGGAGAGAGCCUGGACCUGUGUCUGCAACACCUGUGCAAAUAUAACUGCCCGUUCCCGCUGGCUGCAGGACUGGCACGUGGUACAGCAGAUAGUCUCCUACAGACCGACCUCUCCAGUCAUCACAUCACCAAGACCAACGAGGACGGCACGGAGACGGAAACGAUUCCACAGAUCGAUUCGGUGAAGUUUGCCCGACUGGUUUUUAACAGGCUCUGUGAAACAUGCUGCGUGUGGCUGAAAAACUUCCCGCCGCGCCGCCGCGCUCAGUCAUACUACGAGACCUCCAUCCACGCCAUCAAGAACAUGCGACGCAAGAUGGAGGACAGACACGUCAUCAUCCCCGACUUUAACACCCUUUUCAACCUGCAGGAUCAGGAGGAGCAGGCCUUCUUCGCCGUGUUCGACGGUCAUGGUGGGGUGGACGCUGCUACGUUUGCGGCAAAUCACCUUCACGUGAACCUGGUGAAGCAGGAGACGUUCAGUCAGGAUCCCGGAGAAGCUCUGCAUCGAGCGUUUAAAGUCACGGACGAAAGCUUUGUAAAGAAAGCUAAACAAGAGAACCUGAGAUGUGGAACCACCGGGGUGGUGACGUUCCUGCGAGGGAGAACUCUGCACGUGGCCUGGCUCGGGGACUCACAGGUCAUGCUGGUGAGGAAAGGACAAGCAGUAGAGCUGAUGAAACCCCACAAACCUGAUCGAGAGGAUGAGAAGAAGAGGAUCGAGGCUUUGGGUGGGUGUGUGAUUUGGUUCGGGACGUGGCGGGUGAACGGCAGCUUGUCCGUGUCAAGAGCCAUCGGCGACUCCGAGCAUAAACCGUACAUCUGUGGCGACGCCGAUCGCGCAGUGUUCCCAUUGGACGGAUCCGAAGAUUACCUGAUCCUGGCGUGUGACGGUUUCUACGACACGGUGAGUCCGGAGGAGGCGGUGCGCGUGGUCUCCGAUCACCUGCAGGAGAACAACGGAGACACAGCCAUGGUGGCGCACAAACUCGUAGCCUCGGCCCGCGACGCCGGCUCCAGCGACAACAUCACGGUCAUCGUGGUGUUCCUCAGGGACCCGCGGGCUCCGCCUCCCUCCGACGAGCCACAGGAAGAGGAGGAGGAAGAGGAAGUAGAGGAAGAAGAGGAGGAGGAGGAGGAGGAAGAGGAGGCUAUGCAGGGUGAUCUGGUGUGCCAGGACGGCGGAGGAGAGAACGGAGGGAAAGUUCGCACCGGCUGGCCUCUGCAGCAGUGCUCGGCUCCGGCCGAUCUGGCUUAUGAAGAGCGCACCGAUUCGUUCACGGACAGAACGAGCCUGAGCAUCACGGGGCCUGGUCUGCCUGCGUCAGGGAGCGGCUGCAGAAUCGUCCGGACGGACACGCGGAUUAGGUUUCCCAAACCUCGGCUCCCGUCCUGUAAGCGACGCUGGGUGGAAGCGGCUGCUCUUCUGCCUCAUCAAGGACGAAGGAAGAGGAGGAUGGACCAAGUGGUGGAGCAAAGGUGGGAAGAAAAACGUGGAAUUCGAAAGAUCCGCCAGUGCCACAGUGUUCUGAGCUCCAGCCCGAAGGUUCCCAAGCCGCUGCGCUACGCUGAGACCAGGCCAGGAGUCGCCCUUCCUCGUAUAGCACAGGAAUAUGGCAUUUAAGUCCCCUCAACCCCAUUAAUAGUGCAUUAUACAUUAGUCUAUCAUUAAACGUCAAAGAACUCACAUCCUCACAUUAACAAAUAAUAUUUGCCAAAUAAUAAUCUCACGAUCAUGUUCCGAUUUCCUCACGAGUCCCAAUAUAAUCAUAUUAAGGUCCUUUUAGGAUUCCCUAGUUGACUCAAUCCCAAGCCUUAUAUUUAUAGUACUUGAUUACGGCUUGAUGAAAAGGUCUGUGAGCUAGAAAAGACUAAAAUAUUUAUUUAUUUUGCUGUUAGAACAGAGCUGUGCUGAACCACAUGUUUCGUUGGUUUGCGUCCAUGCUUUAACCCUGAGGCUGCUACGUUCCUAAAUAAUUAGCUUUAAAAUACAGCUAAAGAAUCGGAUUACUUACAUUUAUUGUCUCACAUUUUCACACAAUUUGCCAACAAUAGAUCAGAAUGAGAAGCAUUUUUAUAUUUUGAUGACAAGACUAUAUAUACUGCACCGGUAAACUGCACACAGCCUAAAUCAUAACCACAAUCCCCCUCAUCUCAAAAAAAGCUGGAUAAAAACCACCCACAAAAAUGUCUAGUAUCAUAAUUAUAGCUAGCAAAUAAAACCCAGCCCCAUUAUCAAUUAUCAGCUGAUGGUCUUGGUUCUACACAGAUAAACCAACCCAGCACAUUAUCUAACUGAUUCAUUAACACAGAUGCAGUAUAACAUGUAUUUAGUUUGUUUACAACCUCGUCGAGACCAAAGAAAGGCAUACAGCUAGCUGUUUGUGUAGGCGCCGUCAUAUACGCUACCAUUAUAAAGGAGCCACUUCACACUUCAAUCUAGAAAUUUAGAGUGUCUGGAGCGCCCAUGGAGACCUUACCAAACCUCAUUCACCGCUCUGAUCUGUGGAACGUAUCUGUACUAACACACGGUCCGAACCGGUCUGCAGAUUCAUCCAGCUUAUGUAAGCGCUUUUACAGACCGAGCUUCAAACACUCGCCCACUCGCUCACACCUAGGAUCAAUUUAACGUAGCCUAAAUCUAAAUCUACACACUGGCAUGUUCGGGGAAGUGAAGGAAAACUGAAAUACCAACAGGAGACCCACAGAGACGCGGAGUACCUGCAGCACAUUCAUAUUCAAAGAGGCGAAGACUGACCCUGGGACCCUGCAGCCACGAGGCACCCACACAAGCUCCUGUGCCCUGCCGAUCUUCAGAUAUUUCACGUUAUCAUUUUAUGUUUGGAUGUUUAGUGAUCCUAAACGAUUCCUACACUCAAGUCAGCAUCUGUGGGAAUUUUAUUUUUAAUUUUUAAGAAAAACAAGCCUCAAGAGUGGAAAUCUUGCUGCAUUUUGGCGCGUUUGCUUCGUAUGAUGCGAGAGAAAUUCUGAAAGCACGGAUCAACACCCGGGCAUCAAGAGGAACCGCACUUUACAUCUAGUGUUAAAGUUGCAGACCGAUCAUGACUGCGGAUGAAGUGUUCACCUGUUCCCACGCGUAACUUCGAAGGGGGCACACAUUAUAGAGUUAAACUGUAGUAAAAUGAUCUGUGUAUAUACGUAUUUCUGUGCGUGUGGCUGUGUGAUGGUACAGUAUGUGUACAUGACGUCUGUCUUAUUAACGUAAUAGUUCAAUCAGACCUGCACACAGGUGCGCGUUAACGAUCAGCCAUGCUGUCUCACCCGAUAUGUUCAACACACUGAAUAACGUACUUGAACUCAUCCUGAACGUGAGCAGAGCAGGAGGGAUCGCUGGUGGCACCAGACACACCGGACUUUCUUCCUCCGUCUUCAGGGAUCCUGAGCCAUUUCGGAGUGACGGUAGAGACCCCGGCACCGAUGCCCUGCUCUUCUCUCCGCUCAUCCCGCCGUGUCACCUCGUCCGUGCUCACGUACUGCUUUGAUUUUCCUGUAAGCAAUAAUGAACCAACACAAGCCAUGAGACUCUUUCAGGGGCCGCUUUAUUCCAGAGGAACCGAUGCACAGGAACUGUUGUGUUCCACACUGUAGGUGUGUUUCUCACAGACAAACACUAACAAAAUAAUCAGCAUGUGACGUUCUGCUGAGAAAAGAACAGAAAACCUGUUCGCUUCAACAAACGUUAUGUUCCUAUACAUGAAAUUCUCUGUGUCCGAUUACACUAAUGUAAUAAACCAGAGGCAGCUUUAUAUCAAAUCAGUGGCUGAACUGCAGCAACAGAGGAGAAGCAUUUAAUUCAACCAGUUCACAUAUAAUUAAACUCACCAUGUUAAAAUAGUUUCAUCGUAUAUAUAAACAGAUCAAGUUAAAAUGACCAAAACAUGCCUCCAUACCAAGACAAAAAUGAAACUGAUGUGCAAAAAUACACAUUUUUCAUUAACCUUUAACAGUUAAUAACUGAUCUUAAGGUUUCCAUUACAAGUGAAGCUGGAUGAACAGGUUUUUGUUCUUUUCUCAGUACGGGUACGUUUGUGGAAAUGCUUGUUUAUAAUAAUCACACGUAAACGUCAGAUUUAGUAGACGGAGGAUCGGGUUGGAGGAUGUGGAAGCAUUUCAGUGUACGACACUUGUACUCUCUCUAGGAGAAAAUUACAGAUGGAGAAGAUGCUCAUUGCUGAACAGAUCGACGGGCUCUCAGGCUGCUGAGUCUUUAAUGGUGGCUGGAUGUUUGGAUGUUUGAUGGAAACUGACUAACAGAGAAAGCUAGCCUAUAAAGGGUAAACCCAGAGAGAACGAGUCCUCACACUUAAUGUUGUACCUCUAGGAUUUUUUUCCUUUUUACUCAGUUAAUGAAACUAUGAAAACAAAUCCUGCCUUUACUUCCUUCCUAGUAAAAGAAAGUGUUGCCUGCAGGUCCUCUGUAAUCUGCCGACAUGAGUUUCCCUUUCCUCCAGAUUAGCUCAGAGUAAACAGUGAACCUGUGUGUGUAUAUUCUGUGGUACUGUAGUAUUUAUUAUAAAUAUGUAUAUCAUAACUGGUGAAUAUCAUGUAUAAAGAGUGUAAGAAGU